UUGUUUCUUUCUUGGUUGGGAGUAAUUGAGAAAGAAACUUGUGGGGAUUGUGCCCGGAAAGAAUAUCUACAAGCUGGGCAUAUUCUAUGCCUAUUUAUUUCUGCAGACGCCAGGCUUGAUUCAGAGUUAUUGCUCAGGAAUAAUGGAAAACAAAUCCUUGAUAAAAGCAUGUCAGCUUUUUAUUAUUAUGAUGGGAUUGGGCUUGAAUUUAUGUGGGGCGAUUCAGGUGGGAUUUUACUCCAAUAGGUGUCUCAAUGCCGAGUCCGUGGUGAAAUCAACUGUGGAAGAGCACGUCCGGGCCGAUUCAACAAUGGCCGCUUCACUUCUGCGCCUUCACUACCAUGACUGCUUUGUUCAGGGGUGUGACGGGUCUGUACUCAUUUCGGGUCCGAACGCCGAGCGAAAUUCGGGGGGUCACUCAGGGUUGCGCGGGUUCGAUGUGAUAGACAGCGCAAAGGCCCGCCUCGAACGGAUUUGUCCCGGAGUCGUUUCCUGCGCCGAUAUCGUCGCCCUCGCUGCCCGAGACGCCGUGGCACUGAGUAAUGGACCACAAUACGAAGUGCCGACAGGUCGCAGAGACGGGCUUGUCUCGUCCGCCAGUGACGCAUCCAACAUGCCGGACCCGACGGACUCGGUUCAGGUUCUCCAGCGCAAAUUUUUCUCCAAAGGCCUCUCUACCAAAGACCUCGUUGUUCUCAAUGCGGCACAUACGAUUGGAACGACUGCGUGCUUCUUCUUGGAGGACCGGCUGUACAACUUUGAUCCCAACGGGAACGCGGACCCUUCAAUCAAUCCGGAGUUUCUUACUGAGCUGCAACAGACUUGCCCAAAGGAUGGGGAUGUGAAUGUGCGGGUGUCUCUGGAUAGCGGAUCCGAGCUUCAAUUUGACACACAGUUUUUAGAGAAUGUGAGAGAGGGGAAGGGCGUUCUACAGUCUGAUUCUAACCUCUAUCAGGAUUUCUCUACACGGCAAUAUAUUGAUGCCUACUUUGGCUUGUUAGGGGGAAUUCUUGGACCCUCCUUCGCGUCCGACUUUGCAGAGUCAAUGAUAAAAAUGGGGCAGGUUGGUGUUAAAAGCGGAUCGAAUGGAAAAAUCCGUCGGGUCUGCUCUGUCUUGUAACUGCUAGUGAAUUCAGAUCACAAGACCAGAAGCCUACUGUAACGUGAGAUUGCUUAGAACUGUACGCAAUGCUCAUUUGAGUUUUGGCCUGGCUUAUUCUUGUAAAGGCUUGUUUAACGAAUAAUCUUCAUGUUUAAUUUUCGUGUUUACAAUAUAUAUAUAUAUUCACAUGUUUUGAUGCA
This is a messenger RNA of Cryptomeria japonica (Japanese cedar), 1302 nucleotides long. RefSeq names its product peroxidase 43. Gene Ontology annotation, molecular function: peroxidase activity; heme binding. The coding region runs from base 143 to 1120 and encodes 325 amino acids. Gene Ontology annotation, cellular component: plant-type cell wall; plasmodesma. The transcript is spliced from 4 exons. NCBI's taxonomy places the organism in Eukaryota, Viridiplantae, Streptophyta, Pinopsida, Cupressales, Cupressaceae. The record is from RefSeq and is a predicted model, not a curated record. Gene Ontology annotation, biological process: response to oxidative stress; hydrogen peroxide catabolic process.